This is a messenger RNA of Monoraphidium neglectum, 600 nucleotides long. Its product is annotated as sugar transporter, putative. The transcript has 4 exons. The record is from RefSeq and is a predicted model, not a curated record. Lineage: Eukaryota; Viridiplantae; Chlorophyta; Chlorophyceae; Sphaeropleales; Selenastraceae. Gene Ontology annotation, molecular function: carbohydrate transmembrane transporter activity. Gene Ontology annotation, biological process: transmembrane transport. The coding region runs from base 1 to 600 and encodes 199 amino acids. Gene Ontology annotation, cellular component: membrane.
AUGGCUCCCGCCGCAGUGGGCUCUGGCCCCUCGUUUGACAAGGACCGCAUUGCCUUGUAUGAGGGCAAGACCACUUCAGCGGUGAUCAUCAUUGCCAUCGUUGCCGCUUCAGGAGGCCUGCUCUUCGGCUUCGACAAUGGCAUCACCGGCGGCGUGAUCGCGCACCCCGACUUUGGCCCCAAGUUCUUCCCCACCAUCGGCGAGAGCAACGUCGCAAGCGACGCCUUCUGCAAGUACGACGACCACCUGCUGCAGCUCUUCACCUCGUCCCUGUUCCUCGCCGCCGCCGCCGCCGCCAUGGUCGGCUCCUGGACCUGCAACCGCUACGGCCGCAAGAUGACCAUGCUCGCCGGCGGCCUCUGCUUCCUCAUCGGCACCGCCCUCGUCGCCGCGGCCGUCGCGCUGCCUAUGCUGGUCAUCGGCCGCAUCGUCCUCGGCUUCGGCGUCGGCUUCGCCUGCCAGGUGCGCCGCCAGCCCGCGGCUGCGACCGCGCUCAUCGCCCGCCUCGACCGCGGCGGAUGCGCGCCGCGCGGCCGAGUUGCGUGCGCCCAUUUUGGCCGCUCCUCGUCUCGUCGGCCUGCGCCCAGCCCUUCAAAUUGA